GACUUUGUUUACUCUUCCUGUGAUUGAAUGCCUUUGGAAAGUUUUCAGCAGGGGAGUAACAAGAUAGGGUUUAUAUUUUUUAUAGUUUCACUCUGACUAUUGUGAGGAGAAAAAAACUGUAAGAUGAAUCUGUGAAGCCAGUUGGGAGGGUGUUAACGCUACUUCAGUUGGGAGAUGAUACCCUUCUCAGUCCAAGGUGGUAAAAGUGGUUGGAUUAGAUUUACAGUUUGAUGGUAGAGCCAACAGGAUUUGCUCAGGACUGUAGGAUGUGAGAGGGAAGUUAAUUAUGAUUUGUGACCUGAGCAACUGAAUGACUUGUGUUAUUUACAGAGUGGAAAAUACUGGGAGAGGAGCAGAUUUAGAAAGAGAUAUUAAGGGUGCUGUUAAGGAUGCAUUAAUUUUGAGAAGCUUGUUAGACUUCCAGGUAGGGAUGUGAGGUGGGCAGUUGGAUAUACGGGUAUGGUGUUCAGGAGAGUCAUCAGUGAAUAGAUUGCAUUGAAAGCCAUGGCUCUGAGUGAGAUCGUUUAGGGGAUGACUGUAGGUGGAACAGAGAGAGGUUGGAGGCCUGAGCCUUAGGCACAUGGAAACUUAGUGGUAUGAAGAGAAGCAGAUGAAGCGAAAUAGACUGAGAAGGAGUGGCCAAUGCCGUACUCUAAUCAAAGCCAAGUGAAGAAGGUGGAAGUGAGCAAGUGUCAAGGAAGGAACUAUUCGAGAACUGUGAUUUCUUCUCGAGUCAGACCUGUACAGGAUCACCAUGGGCUUGGGCUCUCACCUCCUCCUGACCAGGCGUUUGAGGAGCAAUGUGAUCAGCUACUCCUUCUACUACUGUGGGAGACUAUGAGUAUGGGAUUUUCACUAACCUUGGACCAGUUACUUGCCAGGAAGAACGUAAGUUUCAGCUCUCCAACAUCUUCAAAUAAAGAAGUGGUUAUGAACAAUGAUCAGCAGAAUAAUGGAGGAAUGAAACCAGUGCAGGAUUUCACAACAAUACGAAUCACACAGGCUCUCAAUUACAAUCUGAGCAGACAAGAUUUAGAAAAAGAACCUUGGAAUGCAUUCAGCCAUCAUAGCCUGGUUAAUGUCUCUGUGGAUGGAAUUCCUUGCAUUCUCUUUUGGGCCAAAAGAAUAACAAUUAAAUUUAAGAAUCAGACCUGGCUGGACCUUACAGAUGAAGCCAUUGGCCACAAGGCGACAGUGGACGCUGGCAACUCAAACUGCAGUGAAGGAAGUGCCAUGUUGUCUCUGAAGUUUGGUGAUGCUGAAAAUCCCAGAGGUAUUGAUAUAAGAUUCACCCUUACCAGUUACAACAAAUUGUCCAUCCAGAGCUGGUUUAGUUUGCACCGAGUCGAGGUUAUUUUCAAUAAUUCAAUUCCAAUAACUUUUAAUGCAACUGGCAUGUUUGCUCCAUCAAGUUACUCCUACCACUGCCAACGCGUCAGCAGCCUGCAGUGGUAUGAUGCCCUUUUGUUGCCCAGCGACACCAAUGAUAUGUCAAGCCUGUGGGAGGUCACUUUUGUUGAUUUCCAGAUCCAAGGCUUUCCAUUAAAGGGGGGACAGUUUUCCAAGGCCCGAGACUGCACCUCUUCCUUCUCACCAGCCAUUCCAAUCAGCCUGGCAAUGUCCCUGACUGCCCUGCACAUGCUCAUCUACCUGUGCUAUCUGGACUGGCACUAUGAUUUCAUCGCCUCUCUGGCUCAGAGCCAGUUGAAAGCUCGAGAUGCAUCAGAAGAGAAGGAGCUGCUGAGGAGCCAGGGAGUCGAAUGCUAUGAACUGAGAAGCCAACAGAUCUGCAAAAUUUAUGUUUAACAGCACAGGUCCCUCUUCCUCAGGAAGUCCACGAUAGGCUCUGAAAGGAGGUGUUCCUGUUGUGUGCUGUUUGACUUGUGAUAUAAGAUUUUCACCAAAAGGCUUGAUUUUCUUUUUUUAAAGGAAAUACAUGCAAAGAAUACAUUUUGGAACAUCCACUGGCCUUCUUAGAUAGACUUGGAGCAAUGAUAAAGAGCUAAACAAAUGUCUCAGGAAGAUGUUGAAGGAGGAUCCCAGGAGAAGGUGGAGCAGCUGCAGGUCUGGGUGCUGCCCUGUGGCCAACAAGGUGGACCCAAUGUAACUGCCAAAGUUCUUAUAAGAGAAAGAGGGAGACAGGAGAGAGACAAUCAGAGAAUAGGAUAUGGAUGUGACAAUGGAAGUGGAGGCUGGAGUGAUACAAGGAAGGAGCCAUGAACCAAAGAAUGCAAGUGGCCUUAAGAAGUGGAAAAGUUUUCAGUUUGUAACUGAAAAAAAGAAGUAAAAGGAUUUUAGAGAAUUCUGAAGCCUCUUUGAAGCUAUUCUCUCAGAAAGGGAAGAUUUGAAAUAUAGCUGAAUGGGAAGGAAGAAUGCUACCACAGAGCCUUCUACAUCUGGCCAGUAGCCUGCAAGAGAAAGGAUUUAUUUUAUCUGGUUCAGUCUCUGACUAUUUGAGAGAAGGAGAUGAUAUAUAAACUCUUUAUGGCCUCAUGGCUCCCACAAGGGUUUUCAAUAGACUGGAGGGGCAGGGUCUCACUUUUUCUGGAUCUGGAGUGUUUCUUGAAUGCAAAAGCUCAUACACUUGUAGGGACAAGAGUGCAUUGCAUUUGUGGUGUCCAGAUGUAAUGCUCUAAUGAUGUAAACCACUAAUUUGUUCUGGAAGUAUUAUUGCUGGAACUAUUAUUGUUAUCCGUUAAAGAAGACUUGGAAAAUGACUUCCAGUUUUAAAAAGUCCUGGAGGACUUUCCUGGUGGCACAGUGGUUAAGAAUCUGCCUGCCAAUGCAGGGGACAUGGGUUCCAUCCCUGGUCCAGGAAGAUCCCAUAUGCUGUGGAGCAACUAAGCCCAUGCACCACAACUACUGAGCCUGCGCUCUAGAGCCCAUGAACCACAACUACUGAAGCCUGCGUGCCACAACUACUGAAGCCUGUGCUCCGUAACAAGAGAAGCCACCCCAAUGAGAAGCCUGCACACCACAACAAAGUGUAGCCCCCGCUUGCUGCAACAAGAGAAAGCCCGUGUGCAGCAACAAAGA
Messenger RNA from Globicephala melas (long-finned pilot whale), 3036 nucleotides. RefSeq names its product V-type proton ATPase subunit S1-like protein. The record is from RefSeq and is a predicted model, not a curated record. Lineage: Eukaryota; Metazoa; Chordata; Mammalia; Artiodactyla; Delphinidae.